GACCUGUUCCUGUUAAUAAUUCAGUCUUGAUUGGGAGCUUGGCUGUUUACAGAGUCGGACAGGUCGUCGGAUAUAGCGGGUUUGUUCAAUAUUUACGGCUCUGUUCAUAAAAGAGAUUAUAGUUUUCAUUGCUGACGAUUCAAUUUAUAUAUAAGUUAUUAUCUAUAAUUACAAGCAAGAUUUUAAAGAAAGCAAUGGAGUCAGCAAGACUACCAGGUGGUCGCAUCAACCUUGACAAGCCCCGCUAUGACCAGAGCACUUACUGGGGAAGAGCUAAGCAUUUCUUCACCGUAACUGACCCUCGAAAUCUCUUUCAUGCUGAGUCAGAACUAGAUAGGAUGAAACAACUACUUAUCAAAUAUAGACGAGGAGAAGAACCAGCAGGAACAACUGAUGAAGAAAUAUGGAGAGCAAAAAAGAUUUUUGAAUCAGCUUUUCAUCCAGAUACUGGAGAGAAAAUGUUUUUACCAGGAAGAAUGUCUGCUCAAGUCCCUAUGAAUAUGACUAUCACUGGCUGUAUGAUGACCUUCUACAAAACUACUCCACAAGUCUUAUUUUGGCAAUGGAUCAACCAGUCUUUUAAUGCUAUUGUGAAUUACACAAAUAGAAGUGGAGAUUCCCCAAUAUCUAAUAGGGAACUUGGAAUAGCUUACACACUUGCCACAAGUGGAGCAAUAAGUGUUGCUUUAGGACUAAACUAUGUAACUAGGAAUGCUCCACCAAUUAUUGGUCGAUUUGUUCCUUUUGCUGCCGUUGCUGCAGCAAAUUGUGUCAACAUUCCUUUCAUGAGGAAAAGGGAGCUCGCUAAAGGUAUUCCAGUUACCGAUCAUGAUGGAAACAAAAUUGGAGAAUCAAAGGCUGCAGCCAGGAAGGCAAUUGCAAGCGUUGUGCUGUCAAGAAUAGGAAUGGCUACUCCAGGAAUGUUUUUCCCCCCAUUCAUAAUGCAAUACUUGGAGACAAAGGCAUUUAUGAAGAGAUUUCCUAUUUUAGCAUCUCCCAUCCAGGUUCUACUUGUUGGCUUUUGUCUUGUAUUUGCAACACCAUUGUGCUGUGCUAUCUUCCCUCAACAAAGCUCACUUAACGUAAGUCACUUAGAAACUGAGCUGCAAGACAUAGUCAAGGCAAAGUAUGGUGACUCCUUGCACAAAGUGUAUUUCAACAAAGGACUUUGAGCAUUACUCUGGAUUAAUUUGUUGAAGAUACUACAAUCAAUUUUUUUAACUUUAUUUAUGAAUAUCAUUUCAUGCACCCACCAAAUCAUUUCCUUGUUUAGCAUGAAUAUACCUUUCAAAGGACUAUAUAAACUGUUUUAUGUUGCAAUCAUGUAAACAAACAAAACUGGAUCACAGUAAGUUAAGGUGUGUUAUUUCAUUGUUUUUGCUGACUUUCAAUCAAUAACAAGAAAAUAAAAUGACAAAAGACACAUUGGCCAUGUUGCAUUGGAUGAUAUAACAAAAGAGACUAAUGAUGAACCUUUUGUUAAAUUUAUCCAACAUGGCAGCUGUGAAAACAAGCACCUCACCUUACCAAUUAGAGUACCUCACCAUACACCUUGUGUAUGCAUUGUGAGUGAGUUCCAGACAACAUCAUAGUUACUUCGUAGUUACUAACAUAUUAUAAACUGUGUGGCUCUGAGAGAGAUUUUUGACUGUUAAGUAUCACCGUAUAAGUAUCACAUUUUACUGCAAUAUUCGAAAUUACCAUUUUCAUGAAUAUGUAAUAGGAAUAAUUAAAAUGAAUUCAAAUAUUAGUAAAUUUUGAGCAACCAAUGGAAUUUUACAUUUUUACAUAUUUCAAUCUGGGUUUGGAAAUAACCAAACUAUUCAUAGCAAUUUUUAGUAUGAAAUCAAUUUUUAUGGAGAAAAUAUAGAGGGAAGAAAUGCUGACAUUUGAACUAUUUCUUGUAUAGUUUUAAUUUGUAUCAAUUGCAAUAAAUGGAUUUAUUGUAAAUAAAUUGAAGUGUUGAUAGUG
Molecule: messenger RNA, 1971 nt
Organism: Actinia tenebrosa (Australian red waratah sea anemone)
Lineage: Eukaryota; Metazoa; Cnidaria; Anthozoa; Actiniaria; Actiniidae
Product: sideroflexin-1
Biological process (GO): serine import into mitochondrion; monoatomic ion transport
Cellular component (GO): mitochondrial inner membrane
Molecular function (GO): monoatomic ion transmembrane transporter activity
Source: RefSeq, a predicted model, not a curated record